Molecule: messenger RNA, 937 nt
Organism: Priapulus caudatus
Lineage: Eukaryota; Metazoa; Priapulida; Priapulimorpha; Priapulimorphida; Priapulidae
Product: acylpyruvase FAHD1, mitochondrial-like
Exons: 4
Coding region: 35-730 (231 amino acids)
Cellular component (GO): mitochondrion
Molecular function (GO): acetylpyruvate hydrolase activity
Source: RefSeq, a predicted model, not a curated record
AACUAACGAUAGACGGCGCCACAGUACGAGCACGAUGGCUGCGCCAGGAAAGCUUACAAGGUUCUAUGAAUUUGGCAAGAAAAUCAUUUGUAUUGGAAGAAACUACAGAGAGCAUGCAGCUGAACUAGGAAAUCCAGUGCCGACUGAGCCUUUACUCUUUAGCAAGCCAACGACUGCAUACAUACGUGAAGGUCAAAAUAUACAGAUUCCACGAGGUUGUUCUAGUCUUCACCACGAGGUGGAGCUAGGUGUUGUUAUAGGAAAGACUGGGAAAAACAUUCAUCCAGGUAGAGCCAUGAACCACGUUGGAGGGUACGUGCUUGCGUUGGACAUGACCGCUCGUGACCUACAGGCUAAGGCGAAGAAGAAGGGUCAUCCCUGGUUAAUCGCAAAGGGUUUCGACACCUCGUGUCCCGUCAGCGAAUUCAUCCCGUUGAAGAUGAUCCCGGAUCCAAACAGUGUGCAGCUGUGGCUCAAAGUGAACGGCGCUACGCGACAGGACGGCACGACGGCCGACAUGAUCUUCGGGAUUGCCGAGCUGCUGAGCUACAUCAGCACGUACUUCACGCUGGAGGAGGGAGAUCUCGUUCUGACGGGAACCCCGAGCGGGGUCGGCGAGGUCGUGGAGGGCGACGUCAUCACGUGCGGACUGGGGAACCUCGCCGAGAUGUCGUUCAGCGUAGAGAAUCCGCACAAACGCGACAGGAUACAGUUGUCCUCGGUCGAUUAACACGUUGGGCUAGUAGGAGUUAUGAUAUUGGACCUGUGAUAGUUUUAGUAAUGUUGGGGUAAUGUACCUAAAAUGAGUCAGUCGUUUGUAAAUGUAUAUUGUUUUGUUAUUAUUGUUGCUAAUAUUCAAUUUACUGUUAAACAGUAAUUAAACAUUUUAUAACGAUAUAAUAAUAAAAAGGUACUCCUAGCUUAUUGGAAGAUAUUA